UUUAUCAACCCGUGAGUCCGCUGCUCGGACCGUCAAACUGCUGCUACCUGCUUUCAUCACUGAGGUGUUCUAGGUGGCAUUAUGGGACAGAGGGUCUUCUGCUUGAAAGGAAAGCAACUGUCUGACACUGAGGAUCCUUGUAACGUUCAGCACUUCAUUGUGUGUUUACACACUUCAAAGACAUUGAAGAUUUUCUAAAUUGGUUCCCAGCACAACCUGAUAAACACAUCUUUAAUUCUCCUGGGACAAUGCUGUGCUCCUCGCUCCGAACGUCCCUCCCUCACCUCUUGUCUCUGAGGCUUCUGGGUACUGCCACCUCCAGGACAGCGGCGGUCCGGCAGCCGGGGCUCCUCUCUGCAAGCCUGGCAUUUGAGGAUCCCAGCGCCUUCAGGGUGAAGAGUCUGGCCGAGCUUCUCCGUGCUCUGGGUGUCUUCCACCUGUGCUCCUUCCCUCUGCUGGUAAACAACUGUGGAAAGCUGAUGGCAGGAGCACGCACCCUCCUGGGGAGGAGGGGGUUCUCUUUACUGCUGCGGCCCACCGUCUAUGCCCAGUUUGUGGCCGGAGAAAACGAGAGGGAGAUCUCCCAGUCCAUGGGGAAGAUGAGCUUGUUGGGACUGAGGCCCAUGUUGGCUGUCCCCAUAGAGGAAGACCUUGGAGAGAGUACGGGAGAAACAAGAUACGACUACAACAUGGAGGCCAUGCUGGAAUGUGUUCGCAUGUCGCACAGCAACGCUUGGAGCAAAGACCCGAUGAUGCAGCUGAAGAUCACAGCUCUGCUCAGUCCGGAGCUGUGUGUCAAACUCACAACCCUGAUUGCCCGACAACCGUACGAUGUGAGCCUCCUUGUCCGAGCAAUGGAUGGAGAAAGAUUAACUUUUCCUGGGUUAGAGGAAGAAGAUGCGGCACAUUUCAUGUGUGGUCUGCAGAGACUGAACAAAAUAGCAGAGGCGAGUGUUAACAAAGUCAGAGUGCUGGUCGAUGCAGAGUACACCUACAUGAACCCGGCUCUCACUCUGGUCACGAUGGCGCUGAUGAAGAAGUUCAACAAAGAUGGCGCCUGGAUCUGGAACACAUAUCAAUGUUAUCUAAAGGAGUCCAGGUCUCUGCUGUCAGAGGCGCUGCACCUGUCACAGACUGAAGGCUUCUGUCUGGGGGUGAAGCUCGUACGAGGUGCCUACAUGGACAAAGAGCGAAAGCUGGCUGAGAAGGAGGGCCGGCUGGACCCAAUUCACCCCAGCUGGGAGGAGACCAAUAAGAGUUAUAACGGCUGCCUGGACGUGAUGCUGGAAGCCAUAUCCCAGAAACCCGACCGCUGCAGGGUCAUCGUGGCUACGCACAACGAGGAGUCUGUGAGACGAGCUGCUAACAGGAUGGAGGAGCUGGGGAUAGACAAAGAUGGCGGCUCGGUGUGUUUCGGCCAGCUGCUGGGGAUGUGUGAUCACGUCUCCCUCACUCUGGGUGAGAUGAACGCUCCAAAGGAGGGCUAUCCUGUGUACAAGUCGGUGCCGUACGGCUCAGUGGACGACACGCUGCCCUACCUGGUGCGCCGGGCCCAGGAGAACCGCACCGUGCUGCAGGGCAUCCGCAAAGAAAGAGACCUGCUGAGGCAGGAGCUCAGACACAGAAUGAGGCUGAGACUGAGGGGUGGCGGCUAAUAACAGAUAAUCAGCACAGAGACGCUGCUGCCGAAACACUCAGAACACUCAGAACAAUCUAGACCCAAAGACGUGUAUCCACUUCCUGUUAUGAUGGAGACUCACUUUAUUGUCCUAAAAGCUUUCCAAGACUCGCUUAAGUAACUUAUGCCUUUUCUGUUAAACGCUUCAGGAAGGUGUGUGCUUUGCCAGGAGUGUUUUUUUUUUAUUAAAAUAUAUUUAAUUGCGGAUGUCACUUUAAAGCUAUUGACAUAUAAGAGGUAGGUUGAGGUUAACGUGGUGAGAUCAUCUAUAAGCAUAACUAAAGUGGAAUUGGACCCUGCAAACAUGAACCAAAACACAUCAGUAAAUCCACCAAGGACUGGCUGAGAACGUAGAAACAAAAGUCCCAAAUACGGCCUAGUCAAAGCCUAGAUGUUGAGCUUGUGGAGAUGCUGUCAGGGUGACUUGAUACAGGCUGAACCUGCAGAAAACGCCUCAAAGGAAGGGGUCCGUUUUCCUCAGGCCGAUAGCAGAGGUGGUAGAUGGAUCCAGCUGUUAGGGACCAGGGUGUCCAAACUUUUUCUUUACUUAGGAUUUUGCAUUAUAGGAUUAAAAAAAAAAAGUGUAAUUCACCUUCUACCUCAUUAUCUUUAUCUGUUACUUUCCUGAACACUAAUAAAAUGUAACCCUUGUUCAUUGCAUGUUUGUUUGUCUGUUUUUUUUGCCUUCAUUAUGUGUAAUGUAAACUGUAAUGUG
Molecule: messenger RNA, 2393 nt
Organism: Fundulus heteroclitus (mummichog)
Lineage: Eukaryota; Metazoa; Chordata; Actinopteri; Cyprinodontiformes; Fundulidae
Gene: prodh2
Product: proline dehydrogenase 2
Exons: 11
Coding region: 249-1655 (468 amino acids)
Cellular component (GO): mitochondrion
Molecular function (GO): FAD binding; proline dehydrogenase activity
Source: RefSeq, a predicted model, not a curated record